AUGGCAUUGGACAUAAAAGAGCUCGCUAAAGAGUGGCUGGAGCUUGAUCAGGACAAAUCAACAAGAGACGAGAUUUACCAACUGUUACAUCAUGGCAACACAGCUGAGCUCGAGCUACGACUACGGAAUCGAAUCGCUUUCGGAACUGCUGGUCUUCGGGGUCCUAUGCAAGCUGGCUUUGCCUGCAUGAAUUCCCUCACCGUCAUCCAAGCAUCCCAAGGACUGGCAGCAUACCUCCUGAAGACCGAGGCGGAUGUUAAGAAACGAGGUGUGGUGAUCGGUCGCGAUGCACGGCACAACUCAGAGAAGUUCGCUAAGCUCACAGCGGCAGCUUUCGUUGCCAAAGGCAUCAAAGUGUGGUGGUACGAGACACCAUCGCACACACCGCUCGUGCCCUUUGGUGUACGAGAGCUAGGUGCUGCCGCUGGAGUAAUGGUUACAGCAAGCCACAAUCCCGCCAAAGAUAACGGAUACAAGGUAUAUUGGUCCAAUGGCUGCCAGAUCAUCCCGCCACAUGACACCGGCAUUGCUCAGGCUAUUCUGGAGAACCUCAAGCCUGUCACCUGGGACACAUCCAUUGUGGACGAGCCAUGCCUCAUGGUAGAAGGCUCUCUUGACCUAGUGAGGGACAAUUAUCAUCAGGCCGUUCUGUGCGCGGCGCAGCCGGCGCAUCCGAUCAAGCUGAACCCGGAUCUCAAGUUCGUUUACACCCCAAUGCACGGCGUCGGUCUACCAGCCAUGAAGCGCUGUGCCGAGACUCUUGGGGUUGCCUCACAAAUGACUGUUGUAGAGGCCCAAGCACAGCCAGAUCCUGACUUCCCCACGGUCAAGUUCCCAAACCCAGAGGAGAAAGGAGCACUAGAUCUGGCCAUACAGACGGCUGAUGCCGCGUCGUCCAACCUCAUCCUGGCAAGUGACCCAGAUGCUGACCGGCUGGCCGUAGCAGAAAAGGUUGGAGAUAGGUGGCACAUCUUCACAGGUAAUCAGCUCGGUCUGUUGCUCGGCGCCUAUAUCUUCGAGCGAUAUCCUGCCUCGAAACCGCGAGAGAAGCUCGCUAUGUUAGCUUCCACCGUCAGCUCUAGGUCGCUUGCAGCGUUGGCGGCAAAGGAAGGCUUCCACUUCACAGAGACCUUAACUGGGUUCAAAUGGCUCGGAAACGUAGCGCGGGAUCUUGAGAAGCAAGGGUACCAAGUUGCAUACGCGUUCGAGGAGGCUCUUGGCUACAUGAUCCCCCAGACAGUACACGAUAAGGACUCCAUCAGUGCCGCAGCUGUUUUCCUGACCGCAGCUUCCCAGUGGUCCGAGCAAAGCCUGACGCCAUACGCCAAACUGCAACAACUCUACGAGCGCCUCGGUUACUUUGAAGAUGCCAACACGUACUUGGUCUCUCCGUCGCCAACGGUUACAGCUGCAGUGUUCACAGACAUCCGCGCAUUGGGCAGCCCCCACCCCACCACCAUUGGGCCCCGCAGGAUCAUGCGCUGGAGGGAUCUCACGCUAGGCUAUGACUCAAAGAGCAAGGACCAUACGCCCGAUCUACCCGUGGACCCGACUGCCCAGAUGAUCACCUGCGAGCUGGAUGAUGGUGCCGUGUUCACAGUCAGAGGGAGUGGGACAGAGCCUAAGAUAAAGCUGUACAUUGAGUGCCAAGGCAAGACCAGUGAAGAUGCGAAGAAGGGCGCGAAUGGUAUCUUGCAGGAUCUGCUGAGGGAGUGGUUCAAGCCCGAGACCAAUGGAUUGAGGCUGGCAUAG
Messenger RNA from Ascochyta rabiei, 1752 nucleotides. RefSeq lists its product as uncharacterized. The transcript has a single exon. NCBI's taxonomy places the organism in Eukaryota, Fungi, Ascomycota, Dothideomycetes, Pleosporales, Didymellaceae. The record is from RefSeq and is a predicted model, not a curated record. Gene Ontology annotation, molecular function: magnesium ion binding; phosphopentomutase activity. Bases 1 to 1752 code for a protein of 583 amino acids. Gene Ontology annotation, biological process: purine ribonucleoside salvage; carbohydrate metabolic process.